Molecule: messenger RNA, 255 nt
Organism: Penicillium bovifimosum
Lineage: Eukaryota; Fungi; Ascomycota; Eurotiomycetes; Eurotiales; Aspergillaceae
Exons: 3
Coding region: 1-255 (84 amino acids)
Source: RefSeq, a predicted model, not a curated record
AUGGACAAACUCUCUGGCCUCGCUUCCAAGCUUGGAGGCCACAAGAGCUCUGGCUCUGGCGAUGGAGCUGCCUCCGGCUCGCAAGGCCAGGAAGAUUACGUUGACAAAGGUCUCAACACUGCCGAGAAGAAGUUCGGUGGUGGCAAGGUCGACCCUGAGAAGAUGCGGUCCACCAAUGAAAAGGUCACUGAUACUGGCCGUGAGCAGUUUGAGAAAGCCACUGGAAAGAACGUCCCUUCGAAGAUUUCCAACUAA